Molecule: messenger RNA, 1608 nt
Organism: Aspergillus puulaauensis
Lineage: Eukaryota; Fungi; Ascomycota; Eurotiomycetes; Eurotiales; Aspergillaceae
Gene: smp3
Product: glycosylphosphatidylinositol-alpha 1,2 mannosyltransferase smp3
Exons: 4
Coding region: 1-1608 (535 amino acids)
Biological process (GO): GPI anchor biosynthetic process
Cellular component (GO): endoplasmic reticulum membrane
Molecular function (GO): alpha-1,2-mannosyltransferase activity
Source: RefSeq, a predicted model, not a curated record
AUGUGGAGGCGAACCUACCUAGUUCUCUUGUUGAUUCGCGUUUAUUUUGCGCUCAGUCCUAGCUACAUUCACCCGGACGAGCAUUUCCAGGGGCUUGAGGUCUUUGCAGGCCGGAUUCUUUCUUAUCCGUCCCGGUUGCCGUGGGAGUUCACCUCCGAUCGCCCUAUCCGCAGCAUCUUUCCGCUGUGGCCGAUCUAUGACGUCCCGAUAAGCCUCCUAAAAUGGUUUUAUAAUGAGACGGGGACAGAAAGCCCACCAGCGGAGCUGGUAUACUAUGUUGUGCGGGGGGCCAUGUUCCUGCUGAGCUUCGUAUUGGAAGACUGGGCCGUCCACGAGCUGGUCCCUCUUCCACGCCAUCGCCGGGCCGCUGUGGUUUUGGUGGCAUCCUCGUAUGUCACCUGGACUCAUCAGACGCACACAUUCUCCAACUCGCUCGAGACCCUGUUAGUUGCCUGGGGCUUAGUUCUAAUUAAUCGCAUUAUCGACAAGCGACGCUCUUCGCUCUUCUCCUGCGCCGUGCUAUCCUUCAUCUGCGUUGCGGGUGUCUUUAACAGGAUAACCUUUCCUGCUUUCCUCGCUAUUCCAGGCCUUCAAUUGCUACCACAUUUUUGGCGCAAACCGGUAUCGCUACUUGCAUUCAUUGGUUUUGGCCUCAUAUUUUUCUUCGUUGCUAUCUCUGCCGACACGAUAUUCUAUAGACCGUCUGCAUCAUUCAGCGAUGUCCUACGCUCGCCGAUAAUUACACCACUUAAUAAUCUCCUUUACAAUACCGACAGCUCCAACUUGGCUCUUCAUGGACUACACCCGCAUUAUAAUCACUUCUUAGUCAAUUUGCCACAGCUUCUUGGUCCUGCAUUUGUGGCAAUGGUUCUGCAGGCCUACAAUUUGCGCUCUAUACCUUCUUGGUUGAAGAACGUCCGAGCAGCUUCUGCGCUAUCGGCUACCGCCAUGCUGUCCAUUUUCCCUCACCAGGAACCGAGGUUCCUGAUACCUUGUGUGCCUCUGCUCCUCAGCUGUCUCCAUGUCCGCAAAUCGCGCUUGUUUUUGGCUGCUUGGGCCAUAUUCAAUGCAGCCUUGGGCUUUUUGAUGGGCGUGUAUCAUCAAGGAGGCGUUGUGCCAACACAGCUUGCGGUUCCCUCCAUUAUCUCAGCUACAACGUCUGUAAAAGAGUCUCAGUCCGUUUCCGCUACUGUGGUUUGGUGGAAAACGUAUUCCCCGCCUCUAUGGUUACUUGGUGAUAACUCCACUCUACCUGUGGACUUGAACAUCGACACCCAAGAUUUGAUGGGCAAACCUGGGCCAGAAAUGAUCAACGACCUUGAAGAUUUAAUCGCCUCCUGUCGGAAAAAACAGAAGUCGGGUUCGAAACAACCUGACGCUGUCUUCGUGGUCGCGCCAAAGUCCGUCACUUUUCUGGACCAGUUCCUGGCUCCGCAAAGCUCCGAAUCAAGCUUGGAAUUGCUUGAGCUAUGGAAUUACAGAAAGCACAUCAGUUUGGAUGAUUUAGACUUUGGCACGGAUGGCGUUUUACCAACCCUAAAGCGGGUGAUUGGGAGACGUGGAUUAGGAGUUUGGCUUGCGCAACGACCCGCCUGCCGUUACACCUGA